This is a messenger RNA of Hemisphaericaspora subhashii, 414 nucleotides long. RefSeq names its product phosphatase regulator. Gene Ontology annotation, cellular component: cytoplasm. NCBI's taxonomy places the organism in Eukaryota, Fungi, Ascomycota, Pichiomycetes, Serinales, Debaryomycetaceae. The coding region runs from base 1 to 414 and encodes 137 amino acids. The transcript has a single exon. The record is from RefSeq and is a predicted model, not a curated record. Gene Ontology annotation, molecular function: protein phosphatase inhibitor activity.
AUGUCAUCAUCAUAUAGAGACGAAGAUCCAUUAGCACCACCAAAGAAUACCCAAAAUUUAGAUUUAUCAAAACUCUCACCCCAAGAAUUAAAAAUCUACAAAAUGUAUGGGAAAUUACCCACCCGACAACAAAUAUUAUCAACUCGAUUCCAAGAUAAGAAAUAUUUCGAUAGUGGAGAUUAUGCCAUGCAAAAACAAUUAGGCACUGGAUUUAGAAGUGGGAUGCCUGGAGGUAUGCCAAUGAGACAUCCUAAUGCAGAAAGAAUGAGGGAAUUAUCGGUGAGGAAUUCAAUUAGUUCGACAAAUGCUCAGAUAUUCCUGAAUGGGAAAUCGGGACUUUUGAAUGAAGCUACUCCUAAUAAAGAAGAAGAAAGCGGUGGUGAAGACCUGACAAAGGGAGCAUCUCAUCAAUAG